Brachypodium distachyon (stiff brome) is the source of this 1609-nucleotide messenger RNA. RefSeq lists its product as uncharacterized. The record is from RefSeq and is a predicted model, not a curated record. The transcript is spliced from 8 exons. Gene Ontology annotation, biological process: late endosome to vacuole transport via multivesicular body sorting pathway; vesicle budding from membrane. Bases 96 to 1367 code for a protein of 423 amino acids. Lineage: Eukaryota; Viridiplantae; Streptophyta; Magnoliopsida; Poales; Poaceae. Gene Ontology annotation, cellular component: multivesicular body; ESCRT III complex; cytoplasmic side of plasma membrane.
CUCCGGCCUAACAGAAUCGCUUCCUCUUGCUCUCUCCUCGGUAAAAUUCGUACCGCUUCCCGGCGAGUACUCCGGCAAGGCGCCGGGCUUUGUUUAUGGCUACCGGCGAGGGCGAGGGCGAUGGAGUAGAAGGGUGGGAGGCGGUGGUGCGAGCGGAGGUGGGCGCCGGUUGGUGGGACGACCCCGACGGCGCCGACUUUCGCGCCAGGUUCAAGGCCUUCACGGGGCAGCGCCGCGACUGGCCCGAGCCCAAGCUCCUCUUCUGGAAGGACCUCCUCCUCCGCGUGGCCCGCCGCCUCCGCCUCUGCUCAGCUCCAGCCCACCUCGUGAUGAGCAUUUGGUUCGCCCGCCCCGGAGGCAUCACGCCGCUGUGCUUGCCGCAAGUUCUGGAAGAGAUGCGUGCCGAUGGGGAGAUACUGCUGAAAUACGAGCUAAUUGAUCCGACCAAGGGGGGGCUGCAUCAGUUGAUCAGGAGGGUGAGCCAGAUGGCUGUCAUCUCAAGGCGAGCUGUUGUGCAGGAGGACAUCCUCGUGUUUAAAUCUUUGGUCGAGGAAAGGGCUGCAGAGAUUGUUAGGCAGCUGAAUAGCUCCCACUGGACGUCAACGUGUGUUGCUACCAUUACCAAAUUCAAUAGCUUCUUUCACAUACGGGAAGAUGCUCAUGCCGCGUUGUGUUACUUGACGCAAUGUGGUAAAGCACAAUAUCUUGUGGUCAGAAAGGAAGAGCCUGUUGAGGGUGUGAAGUUUUCACUUGUGGCCACACAAGUUCCUGCAGCCUCGAAGCUUGACUGUGACACCUUGCACUUAAUUUGGGCAGAAGAGAAAUUGCAGCAGCAGCUUGAUGUGCUUGAUCGCCGAUGGGAAAUUUCAAGGAGAAGAGCAUUGAUAUCCUUCAAGGCUGGGGACAAACAGGCGGCUUAUCGAUACGUGAGGCAGUCUAAAUUGUUCUCUGAAAGCAGGAACAGAUGCAUACCACUAUUAGAAAGGGUCGAAGAAGUUAUAAGCCUAAUUGCCAGUGCUGAAUCAACCAAACAGGUUUAUGAGGCUAUCCAAGUUGGCAUUAAGGCAAUGAAUGAUCAUAGUGUCAGCAUAGAGGAUGUUAAUAUCCACCUAAAGGAGGUCGAUGACCUCGUUGCCGCACAAAGAGAAAUUGACGCUGCCUUAGAAUCAGUACCUACACAUUCAUUGGAUGGCGAAGAAGAUAUAGAAGAAGAAUUCAGAAACCUUGAAGCAGAGUUGCAGGAUAAGAUCCCUCAUGUGCAUGUUGAGGAACCAGAACCAAUUUCACAUGCCAAUGCCGAUUCACCUGAUAAAGCUAUUGAAUCAUUGAGCAAUUGCCUAUCAAAUAUUAAACUUGGGGCCAUCUAGAUGCUACUUUUUUCAUUUGCUGAAUGUGAUACGCACAUAGUGUGAUUUAGUCAAAUCUGUCACCCCCAUCAGUGUGUAUUGUAUGCCUUCUGAUGACCGCAUAAAGCGGUAGUUCCAAGCAGAAAUAUUCCUGAUAACUGAUAAGAAUGGCAUAAUUCAUGAUGUUUUAUCGUUCUACCUAGCUGAUAGGAGUGCCAUGAUUCAUGAUGUUCUAUUAUUGUUCCAUCUUCUAUGAACCUCAA